This is a messenger RNA of Aspergillus tanneri, 2418 nucleotides long. It is a transcript of the gene admB, whose product is annotated as ADAM family of metalloprotease ADM-B. The record is from RefSeq and is a predicted model, not a curated record. Gene Ontology annotation, biological process: proteolysis. Gene Ontology annotation, molecular function: metalloendopeptidase activity. The transcript has 2 exons. The coding region runs from base 1 to 2418 and encodes 805 amino acids. NCBI's taxonomy places the organism in Eukaryota, Fungi, Ascomycota, Eurotiomycetes, Eurotiales, Aspergillaceae.
AUGAGGGCCUUCAAACAUUCGCUACAACUUGUGGCAACUGCAAUAUCGCUUCUUUCAGUGGGCACUAACGCCCGGUCGCAAGAACCUAACGCCAUUCAGCGUGUUUCGAGCCUCGACCACACAACAAUCAACACUCCCUCCCAUCAUAUAGACCACCUCUCUCACUUCGAUGUCACAUUCAGUCUUCGUGAUAAGAACCAGCGAAUAAAGCUAGAACUAGAACCGAACCAUGACAUUCUCGCCGAAGAUGCCUUUGUACAGUACCUAGACGCCGAGGGGAAUGUCCAUCGGGAGGAAGCCAUUCCACGCCAUGAACAUAAGGUCUACAAAGGAAGGACGCUAAAGGGUCGGGGGAAAGGCAUGUGGGAUCCCGUUGGCUCAGCGAGGAUCUAUAUCAAAAGCGACGGACCACAGCCGUUGUUUGAAGGUGUCUUCAGUGUCCACGGCGACAGUCACCACGUGGAGUUAAAAUCGACCUAUUUGGAAAAGAAGCGCCCCCAAGAUGUGGACAUCCCUGAUCGGAAGGGGGAUUAUAUGGUUUUUUACCGUGAUUCAGAUAUGAUCCGAAGCGCCCACACGGAACUGAAACGCUCAGUGUCAUUGUCCUCGUCGUGUGAAGCUGACAAGCUGAGUUUCAAUGCCAACCCCAACCACCCGAUUUUCCUACCCGACGAGGACGAGGACUACAUGCCGAACUGGGGAGCUAUGUCCUUAAACUCGCUCUUUGGACUGAACAAGCGGCAGUCCGACAUUGGUGGUUCCUCGGGGAAUGCUGGUGGUGUGAAUUUGAGGUCCACCAUCGGCGUCACCUCCGGUUGCCCUAAAACCAAGCAGGUCGCCCUCAUCGGGGUCGCCACCGAUUGUGAAUUCACGGGGUCAUUCAAAGAUGAGGAUGCCGCCAAACAGUGGGUCAUCAAUACCGUCAACAGUGCAUCCAGCGUCUAUGAGAAGUCGUUCAACAUCUCUAUCGGUCUGCGGAACCUCACUCUGACCGACAAGAAAUGUCCGGAUAAUCCACCAGCCUCGAGUGAGUGGAAUAUGCCGUGCUCGAAGGGGAAUAUUACGUCGCGCCUGGACCUUUUUUCCAACUGGCGGGGACAACAAAAGGACAGUAAUGCCUACUGGACCCUGAUGAGCAAUUGCCCCACAGGACCGGAAGUUGGAUUAGCAUGGUUAGGACAGCUGUGCAACACGGAAGUCUCUGGUGAUCAUGUCAGCGGAACCAAUGUCGUGGUUCGGUCCCCCGGUGGUGGAUGGCAGAUCUUUGCUCAUGAAUCCGGCCACACUUUUGGUGCGGUUCAUGAUUGCACCGACCAGACGUGCGCUCAAAAUCUUGAAGCCUCGUCUCAAUGCUGCCCGUUUUCUACUGAUCAGUGUGAUGCGAAGUCACAGUUCAUCAUGAAUCCGAGUACGGGCCAAGAUAUUACCAAGUUCUCUCGAUGCACGAUUGGUAACAUCUGCUCUGCUUUGGGUCGCAACAGUGUCAAAUCUCAUUGCCUUUCUGAUAACCGCGGAGUAACUACAUACACUGGUGGCCAAUGCGGGAAUGGGAUCGUGGAGUCCGGCGAAGACUGCGACUGCGGCGGGGAAGAAUCUUGUGGUAACAACAGCUGCUGUGAUGCCAAAACAUGCAAGUUCAAAAAUGGGGCUGUCUGUGACGAUGCCAACGACAGUUGCUGCUCGAGUUGCAAAUUCGCCAGCGCCGACACCGUCUGUCGGCCUAGUCGUGGUGAAUGCGAUCUGGAAGAGAAGUGCACUGGCAAUUCGAGCACCUGCCCAUCUGACUCCUACAAAGAUGACGGUUCGAAAUGCGGCAACUCGACAGCCGGCCUGACCUGUGCCAGUGGCCAGUGCACUAGCCGAGAUUAUCAGUGCCGGACGGUCAUGGGCAGCCUGCUCCACGACAAUAGCACCUAUGCCUGCAGUCAGUUCAAUGACCAGUGCGAGUUGAUCUGUUUUUCCAAGGAGUAUGCCAAGGAGUUUGGCAGCCAGUGCAUGAGUGUCAACCAGAACUUCUUGGACGGCACUCCGUGUGGCAGCGGCGGUCACUGUAGUAAUGGAAAGUGCGAGGGGUCCAGCAUUAAGAACUGGAUCGAUAAACACAAGAAUAUAGUCAUUGGCGUUGCCUGCGGAGUGGGAGGGCUGAUCGUCCUUGCCAUCCUCGGGUGCCUGAUCAACCGAUGUCGUCGGUCCCGACCUAAACACAUUCCGCCGCCUGCUCGGUAUGGAGGGUGGACGGGUCCUAUGCCACCGGCUUCAAGGCCUUCUAUGGGACAAUGGGGCACUGCCCCGGCACAAGGCUAUCAAGGACUCGCCGCGGGCACGCCGCCGCUACCGCCACCACCCUAUGCGCCUGCAUACAGCAAUAACCCUCCGGGGCCAGGAGGAUAUAUGCCUUCCCCGGUGCGAUAUGCAUGA